GGCCUCGUCGCUGGCCUCAGUGCUGGCCUCGUCGCUGACCUCAGUGCUGGUCUCGUCGCUGGCCUCGUUGCUGUAACCGGAGUUGUGUUCUGUGGUGCCCUCAUGGAAGCUGUGUUCGUGGUUGACCCAGAAUCGGCGAACAAACCAGAGUGGCGAGGAGUUCGAUGAACCAGAGCGAAUGGGGGGGCUAGGUUUUUCGGAAACGUUGUCGUUCUCCAUCAUCCUGAAAGCGUUGAUUAGUCGAUGUGUAUGAGUGGGUGCAUGAUGCGAGUGGGUGUUUUGGCAAGGCUCUGCUGGACUUAUAAGGACUUGAGUAAGACGCGUGUUAAGCAAUUGGCGUAUGAUCACUUAAGCACAUCGAAUAGUUCCCGUGGUAACCGGGUGUCUCUCUCGAUCGCUAUCCUUUUUCCCAUGUUUCUGCUCCUUCCCUUCCUCGGAGCCACUACGCAGGAUUACCCAUUAGUUAUCGCCCUUAUCUUCCCCUUCUUCAUCUUGUUGAGGGCGGAUACCAGCAGUAGCCGGGGAUGGCAUAGCACUUCCGUUUGUCGCAUUCGCCACGAGUGACCAAGUAUAAUUCAUUCUGCUAAAGUCAGUCCGGUACAUUAUUUCAUAG
Aplosporella prunicola CBS 121167 is the source of this 613-nucleotide messenger RNA. RefSeq lists its product as uncharacterized. Bases 244 to 564 code for a protein of 106 amino acids. NCBI's taxonomy places the organism in Eukaryota, Fungi, Ascomycota, Dothideomycetes, Botryosphaeriales, Aplosporellaceae. The transcript is spliced from 6 exons. The record is from RefSeq and is a predicted model, not a curated record.